ACUGAUAUGUAACAUGAUAUCUGGAAUUUAGUAUUAUUGCCCGUAUUUUGAUAUUGCAUACCAUCCCCCCCACCCACCUUCCCGUAAUCAUGGUAAUAUAGUUUAGUACCAUCCAAGAUAAGUAAAUUUCUUAUACACGUGCCAGGUUGAUUUCCUGCGUUCUGGCUUAUAACUUAUACUAUAGUGCCUACAAAUUUAUACGUUAGAAUUUCUGCUCUGAAAGCGGCUGGUAGCUCCUCCCCUAUUUGGUAUUUUGAAGGGUGACAUAUAUCGACUGUACCUUUGAUUUGAGCGCCAGAUUUAACAAUUGGCUCUAUAAAUAUUAUCGUUGAGAAAUAUUUGGGCUAAAUAUGUUUAUUAAGUCGAUGGUUGUUGAUGGAUUUAAGUCCUACGCACAGAGAACAGAAAUAAAUGGCUUUGAUCCAUUAUUUAAUGCAAUAACUGGAUUGAAUGGAAGUGGAAAGUCGAACAUUCUUGAUGCCGUUUGCUUCUUACUUGGCAUAACGAAUUUGACACAUGUUAGAGCUGGAAAUUUGCAAGAUUUGGUAUAUAAAUGUGGACAAGCUGGUGUUUCAAAGGCUACUGUUAGCAUUACAUUUGACAAUCAUGAUAAAAAGCAGAGUCCACUUGGCUAUGAACAAUAUGAAGAAAUCACUGUUACCAGACAAGUAGUUAUUGGUGGAAGAAAUAAAUACCUUAUAAAUGGUAGCAAUGCUAAUAACACAAGAGUUCAAGAUCUCUUUCAUUCUGUUCAGCUUAAUGUUAACAAUCCUCAUUUCCUCAUCAUGCAAGGUCGUAUCACAAAGGUUCUGAACAUGAAACCUCCUGAGAUUUUAUCUUUGAUAGAAGAGGCAGCUGGAACUAGAUUAUAUGAGUCUAAAAAAGAGGUUGUGAGGAAAACUAUAGAAAAGAAAGAUGCUAAACUCAGAGAGAUUGAGUCUGUGCUCAAUGAAGAUAUAACCCCUACUCUAACUAAAUUAAAGGAUGAACGGUCAUCAUAUCUUGAAUAUCAAAAAAUAAUACGUGAAUUAGAACACUUAAAUAAGCUUUACAUUGCUUAUGGAUUUGUUUGUGCUGAGGAGAAGAAGACACGAUCUGGUGAACUAUUAAAUGAUAUGGAGAAACAGAAAGAGUCACUAAAAGACAAUAUUAUUGAAUUUGAGAAGACAAUAAAGGAUUUAGGAGAGGCUAUUGUUGAACUGGAACAUAAACGUGAUGAGGCAUCAGGCAGUGCUAUGGAAGUAUGCGAAAAUAAAUUAAAGAUCAAACAGAAAGAAUUUGCUCUGUGUCAAAGCGCUUUAGAUAGUAAAAAAGAAAGUUUGAAAACAGAAGUAAAAAAGAAAAAUCAGUUGUCUAAAAAUUUAGAGGAGGUGAGUUAA
Patella vulgata (common limpet) is the source of this 1379-nucleotide messenger RNA. RefSeq names its product structural maintenance of chromosomes protein 2. The record is from RefSeq and is a predicted model, not a curated record. Lineage: Eukaryota; Metazoa; Mollusca; Gastropoda; Patellidae. Bases 351 to 1379 code for a protein of 342 amino acids. Gene Ontology annotation, molecular function: ATP binding; ATP hydrolysis activity. The transcript has 8 exons.